Molecule: messenger RNA, 7261 nt
Organism: Aplysia californica (California sea hare)
Lineage: Eukaryota; Metazoa; Mollusca; Gastropoda; Aplysiida; Aplysiidae
Product: cysteine-rich and transmembrane domain-containing protein 1
Exons: 3
Coding region: 4205-4699 (164 amino acids)
Source: RefSeq, a predicted model, not a curated record
UUUUGUAAUCUUGUGUAUUCAAAUUAGUCUUGCUGCUUCCUUUCUGCACUGCCACAGUUCAAUACCCAUUCAUGAUUCCCCUUAAACUUGAUGAAACCAAUCAAAUCUUAGUAUUCUUAGAUUGUUUGUUUUGUGUUCAGGCUAUGGAGAAAGUUACUCUAAAUUUGGGACGUGUGAGUUCAGUAUUUUGAACUCAAGUCAGAUACUGAGGACUGCCAUCUAAAUUGUAUUUUGCUCCUCUAAAUUUUACCACCCCCACCCCUGUUUUCUUUCAUUCCGAACUCUUUGGAAAAAAUUUUAUGUACAGUCGAACCUGCCUGAACGGAAACCUGUAUAAAACGGAAUCCUGUCUUAACGGAAUCUCCCCGCUUCCCCCUUGAAAUAUAUUAUAUAUAUCCCUUUUUAAUUACCUUAUGAAACGGGGGAUCCCAUCCAACGCGGAAACGGAGAGAAAAAUCCGCUAUCUUCUGAGGGUUUUACCUGUCUGAGACGGAAAAUGUUUUGCCCGUUCAGUCCUGGUUUGAAACAAAACUUGCAAGUUUGGUUCCGUCCACCGGCUCAAAACUUAACGCUAUGCUGCCGGGCGAGGAAGAGGAGUAGGUGAGCAAUUUGAGGGUAGAUCCUAUGUUACCCCAUCUAUGAGAGCCCUGAGAGACGAAGAUGGUCAGUGUGGUGUGGGUGGGAAACCUCAUGAGAUGCCAGUGAAAUUGCUUGAGUGGCGCUCCAGCACGGAAACUUUCACUGGUAGCCAGAGAUGUGAAAUUAGUUUGACCAAUGCCUGCUGCCUUGAUCGUACAGCCAGGUGAGAAAAGAGUUCCUUAAAUCAUUGUUACAAAUGGCAGUGAAGGGUGGCAUUGGUUGACUGUACUUAUUACAUCGAUGGUUGAGGCUAAGGGAGGAAGCAAAGGAGAUGUUCAAACAAUGUUUCUCUGUUUUUAAUAUAUGCCAAACAGUGGUCCUAUAAAAUGCAAGCACUGGUGGUAAUUGGAUAAAUAAGACUGACGCCUGUCAUUAUCAGAGAGGAUAGCAUCUCAGAGGUGUGACGUUUUGACCACUUGUGAUUGCUUGCAGACCGGACAAGCGACCCUUUGAUCCCACCGACUGGGCCUUUGAACCCACCCCCUUUUCCAUCUCCCACGAAAUUCCCCUGUCUAAGACGGAAUUUUUUUCUGGCUUCCUUGCAGUUCCGUCUUAAACUGGUUCGACUGUAUUAUAAUGUAUGUACACACACGUGUUGUAAAAGUAUAAAAUAUAUCAUGUAUGAAGGUUCACAAAAAAAAGCAUACAGACGUUCAGGCAGAAGACAAACAGACAAAAGUAAGGGGAGCAAAUGAUUGAUUAAAGAGCAAUAAUACAGUCAGUCAAACCAGUGUGUAAGACGGCCACGCAUUGUCGAGGAGAAAAGUGGAAGUAUAAAAAAGGUGGCCAUCAUACGCAGGACUGAUCAAAAUGAAGAAGAAAUCAUUUACUUCUGAGGUCUGAACUGGAGGUGGUUACAGGCUGAGGACUGCUGCCGGGCUCAUUAAAAUGUUUUGUUGAGGUUUCUUUUGAAAGGCAGGAGAGGAUAUGGGAUGGUUUUUGUGGGUAGUUUUAUUAUUUCUUAAAAUUAUGGUUCCGUUAAAGGUCAAAAAUAAAACACAAUGUGUCAGAGGAAGAAGAUCAAGUGCCAUAGCAAAACAAACAAAUGGGUUGCCACCCCUCAGUGAACGAGCAACACUACUACUAUCGUGAGUUUGUGUUGCCUUCCAUUGUUAUGGACUGGGUUGACGGACUGAGUUGUGGGUGGGGCUUAUAAGUUUUAUGACGGAACAUAUAUGCUUCCCUUACCGGCAGCUAAAAUUUAUUAGUCAACUUGGGUAAACAUUGGAUCGACCUGAGCAACAUGACAGAUUCAUCCUUUGAAGAGAUAGACAACGACUGGUGAAUGAAUUAUGACGGCUUGUCCGCGGCAUCAGGGAAAAAUGCAUAAUUUUUUAUAAAGCCUGGUCGUCUAAGGCAGGAAAAUUUGGCCGUGGUUUGAUAAAAUAGGGUGGCCGCGGACACGUUGGACAGAUGCCCUUGUUACACAGUUAAAUUAUAUAGAAAUAAACACAAGUGGAUAGAAAGUGGCCGUUUGUACAGGUGGCCAUAUGGCAGGUUCGACUGUAUAUAUAUAUAAUAUAUAUAUUGAAGGGAGGAUUCAUAAUCAUAAGAGAUUACAGAAUAAUCAUGGUAGGGAAGAAAAUGAAAAGGAGAGUGUGUGAAAACGAAACUCCCGACAUGCAUGCUUAAAUUACAAAGCAUUCUUUUUUGCCAUCACAUAUUCUCUGUGUAUAAUAAAUGUGUGUAUGUGUAUUCGUAUCAUGUGUGUGACUUUCUUUUGUAUGUGAAUGGGAAGUCAAGUACAGACAUAGAGAGAUCUGCUUUAGCUUAUAAAUCAACAUAAUGCAUACUUAUGUCAAAUAUUUGAUAUUUGCCACAUUUUGAAAAUUAGACUUUUUAAAAUAACUAAUCUUAAUCUUUUUAGCUUUGCUAAAUCUGAACUGAGAAUUGAGCAACCCAUAAUAUAAUUAUUAAUAAUAAUACAACAAUGCAGAAGCAGAGAAAAGGGAAUAUUAAUAAUGGACAACAAAAGUAUAUUAAAAUUAUCAAGAUGAUUUGAAUAAUGCAGAAAUUAAAAAAUACAAUACAUGUACAGCAACAAAUAAAAACAAGAAAAACUAGAAAAUAUUUGUUUUGACUUUAAAAGGUCCCCACUGGGUAAAAAAAGAAAGUACCUACCCAAGAAAUUUCCUUAGUACUCAAAGGCUUUGCACUUGAACAAGUACAUAUAUAUGAUUAUUUUAAAAGUACUGGAGAACUCGCUGAGGCUAAACACUUUCUAAUUAAUUUCAAGUUACUGACAACAGGCAGUAGCAUUAUUUUUAACCCAUUGAAAGGAACUGAUUUUGAAAGAUCCACUAGUCUGUAGUCCUGAGUUAUAAUAAUAAUAAUAGGAUUAUAAUUUUAUAAUGUGCAUUAUAUCAUAUUAUGUUUUGUCCCACACACCCCACAUCCUUCACCACUUGGGCUAUUGCUGGCAUUGCUUGGCUAAACUGUGGUGCUGGUCAGAAUUAUAUAGUCUAUCCCUUUUAUCAUCUUCUCCAAAUGUAAUCUGGCAUUCGGGGUGCUGAGCAUGUUCUUUUUCACCUUCUUUGUUAUCACUUAAUUAAGGGGUAAUAUCGUAUAACUUGCUCUUAGCUGAGAUUAAUUACCUUUUAUAUAUAUAUGAGAGCCUUAGGACUAGGACACUUAACCUUUUCACUGUGUAUUUGCUUUUGAAAAGGUUCUUCGUAGUACCAUCAUUUUUGACUAAUGCCACUCAAGAAGCCUGUUUUUUUCCUCAUGUAAAUGAUAAUGAUUGGUUUGAAGUGUCAGUUGUCAGUAAAGUGUUUGGUAUAAUAUAAAUUAUAUGGACUUGUCAAUUAUCAGUGUGUAAGAAAUGGGUCUAAUGAGGCAGUGCAAGAGGUCAAAGUUUUUCGACCCGCAUGAAAUACCCGAGAGUAUCGAAGUGCUGGAACAAAGUUUUUCCCCCCAGUAUUGAUGUUAAAAUCUUCAAGCUAUCUUGAUUACUUUGUUAGAAUGUUGGGACCUACAUGAUUUUUAAUACUACUUUCAUGGAGACAGUAGGCAGAGGUGUGUGAAAUGUGAAUAGUGUCAUUGGGUGCAUGACCUUCCAUUCUUGGGCUUCUUCAUUUCUAUGUGCUGUGUUGUAUGUGCCUUAAAAUCUUUACUAAAAUAAAAUAAACUGAGAGUUUCUUAUGCCUAUGCAGCUUAUCUUUCAGAGUUAAGGGUGGUGAUGAGUCACCUGGGUGUUCUAAUGUAGUGCCCUUUUGCUUGUCUCUAUGAUGACUGUUUUACAAAAAGAAAGUAUUGAAAUAUUAACUGCAUCAAUUCGGGGGGUUGGGGGGGGGGUAACGUUUACUGAAUUUGUGACGUAAGCAAAACCAACCUUUGGAGGGAGAAAUGUAUUGCACCCGGCAGCGCAAUGACUGCCGUGUAUAUUGCUCCUGAAGUGACAUGGGGACACUUUUUUCUUUUAGUUUGUAAGGAUGUUAUUGGACAAAAAAAAUUCUCUUAUCUUAUAUUUAUAGUCUUUUUUCUUUUUAAUUGUCUGAAAAUUGUUACAGGUGUUGUAGUUUUUAAUCUCUGGCUGAGGUAUCAUGCAUCCUGAAGCUGUUGGCAUAUGCUAGGCCCUAUGAGGGGUUAUUCUGCAAAGAAUGCCUGUGAUAAAAUGAGUGUACACCCUACCCCAGGAGCCCCACCACCCCCUUACCCAGGGGACAGCGCCUACCCCCCAGCUCCACCGGCUGGCUACUAUGGCGGCCCACCACCCCAAGCCUACGGUGGGCCAGCACAGCCGGGGUACGGCCCCCCACCGCCCCCAGCUGGGUACGGGCCACCACCACCCCAAGGCUACGGACCACCCCCACCCCAGGGGUACGGGCCUCCCCCACCUCAAGGAUACGGCUAUGGGUACGGUCAGGGUCAGGCAGCCCCGUACCCUCAGCAACCGUACCCUCAGCAACCUUAUCAGGGAGGACCGUACCAGCAGCAACCGGCACAACAAGUAGUGUAUGUGGAUGACAGGCGUAAGAACAAUGACCGGGACAAUUCGGCAGAAACCUGUUGCAUCAUCGGCCUGUGCAGUGCCCUGCUCUGUUGCUGUCUUAUGGACUGAUCUAUCUAAGAUGAGGCCUGAUCUGACCGACAUUCCACAGUGCACUUUAAAAAUAUAUACAUCUAAAUUAUACUUUCUUUUUCUUUUUAGUGUCUAUACUAUUCUGACAAAAUUAUUUUUCUUUAUGCGUAUAUAAUAUAUAUAUAUAUAUAAUAUAUAUAUUUCUAACAUAUCUUUUCUCUUAGAAUCAAAGUAGUAUUUGAUAAACUUACCUUUUCUUGUAUAAUGUUGACAGUUAUGAAGAGCAUUUUAUUUUUGUCUUGUUUGUUAACUUAGCUAUGCUUUGAAAUCGCCAUCCUUAUUUGAUUAUUCACAAGUCUGUAUGAAGCAAUAGCAAACUUGCGUCUGAUCACAUAAAAGAUGAUUUCACCACAGCAUUUAAGAAUGAAUUUACAAAGGUAUGUCAAAAUAGUGCAUGUUGAUUUAAAAUAAUGGCAAAAAUCUUUGAUUUGGGAACUGAUUAAUCACAGGUGUGCUAGAAUGGCAGUCUCCAGCAUUGAAAUGUAUUAUCUGAUUUUUGUCAUCUUUGUCAACCUAUUAUUUGUUUCUGUACUUUUACUGAGAAAAUUGUAUGUCCUCCUUGCAUUAUGUGUCAUUUGAAAAUAUUUUUAAAAUUUGUUCUUGUCAAAUGAGGCCUAGACGUAACACAAAUUGGGAGCAUGGGGAUGUCAAAUUUCAGUUAGAUAUUAAAUUUACUUACCUUUGAAAAAUAUUGAAUAUGAUCUUUUCUCUCUUAACGCAUACUCUGCAAAAUUGGGCGGCAGCUCAUCUUGUGACUUUUCUUUCCCUCUGUGUUUUUUUGGUGUGUUUGUUUUACUUUGCACUAAAUGGCCUUAAUUGUGUCAAUGUGCUUGUCUUUACUCAAGGAAUAUUGGGGUCUUCCCUGAAAUGUUUCCCCAGCUGCUAAUUUCCUGUUUCUUUUCAGCUCUAGUGACUUGAGCUCUUGUUCCAAUUUUGUAAAAGAUUUCUUUUUGUGUUCAGGAUGUGAACUUAAUUCACUGCAAGGAUCUAAUUACAAGAAUAAUUUGGGAUGUUAUCUACUAGAAACAUGUAAGAUAUUCACUUUUUAUCUCACUUGUAGUCACAGCACAUUGAGCUGCAUUUUUCAUGAAAGAUACAAUAAAAGCUGUGGAAAUCCAAGAUGAAAAAGUAAUUGAUGGGUUGUUACUAUACUGGCAAGUUUUCCGUCACUAAUUCUUCAUCUUUGUUAGUUUUUAUAAGAUAUCUGUACUGUCACUGCAGAGAAAAUGGUUGCGCAGAUUUUCUAUCAUUGUACACUCAGUUUCUCUUGUCACACCUUCACCUUUCUUACUGCAAAUGUUAGCUCAUUAAAUGUUGAGCACAAUGCCAUAGUUUCUCUUGGCCAAAAUAUUUAUUCCCUUAUCCAGUUUAAGGAUGGCAGGAAUAACUAUAAAGCAAUUACUUUCCUUUGAAAUUUUCUUUAAAUUGAAAACUUGUCUGUGACUUGUUUACUUGGACUAAGACUUGACAAUAUGAAAUAUCUAUUGAAGGUGCUUUACAGACUGUAUUGUUUUGUCCUGUUGUUUCUUGGAAAAUCUGCUGCAGUUACAUGUGUGACAAAAUAUAACAGACCACCAUAAUCAAUAAUUGGAUACUUUACAAACAAUUGAAGUUUCAGUCCAUCUUUUCAAUGCUCAAGAGAAUAAAUAAUUGGUCUAGUAGCUUGUUUGUCGCCCUUGCUUAUCUUUGUUUAUGGUUAACUUGAAGUCUUAUCUCAAGUGGAGGAAGAAAUGAGAACCUAAACUUUGUUCAAAUUCUCGCAUAAAAGUCUUAGCUAUUUCAGGCACCUUAAUUUUACUGGAUUAUCUUCAAUUCAUGUCUGUCAUUGAGAAAUUUAUAUUGAUAAUGGUACAGAUCCUGUAAACUUUAAAUCAGAAUCUGACAUAUUAAAAUAUUUAUACUGGAUACCCCUAGAUUGGCUGUGGGUAUGUACCUGUGUGUAUGAGCUCAUGUAUAAAUGUAUGCAUCAAUGGGUUUGUGUUUUUAGGGGAGGAGAGAGGUUCACAGGUAAUGUACUGAUUAAAAAAGACUGAAUUUUGACUGUUGGGAAUGUCAGUGAGUUGGUUGCUUUAUUGCACCUUUUUGAAUGUAUUUUCUGAGGAUGAAACUGUCAUGCAUGUUAUUUUAUUUCAAUUUAUAUUGCUGAUUUGGUGCACAUAUUUAUGUAUAUAUUUUAUCAGUAUAUAUGUAUGUUUUCCGUAUGUUUAUGCCCAUAAAUAUCGACAUGCUUGCAAUUGCAAGGGGGGAAGGGCAUUGAUCUGCAAAUACGCAGGCAUUUAUCAGAUGUUUCAUUUAUGUCACAAAAACAAUUUAUUGGAUUUUUGGUACAGUAUCAAGCAGAGGGUAUAGUUUUAAGAGUCAGAGCAAUUGUAAAAAAACAAAAAAAGACCCCUAACAUACAAAAAACAAAAUUUUUACUGAUCUUUCAUUUUCAGUACCAGGGAAUAGAAUAUUUUUCAAUGGGUGAAAGAGUUCAGGGCUUGUUUGUUUUUGUUUUUGAUCGAAGACCAUGUGGACUUUACAUUUGAGAUUUUUAUGCAA